AUGGAGGCGCUGCUGUCGCUCUAUCGGCGAACGGUUGCUGCCGACAUCGAGGACACAUUGCAGCCUGCAAAUGCGCAUACGCUGCAACGUAUGCUGUACGAGAGCAGCGAUGUGUUCGGACAUCUGAGCAAGUACGACAAUUUUCACCAGGCCUUCGGCGUACCGCCGAAUCCGUGCGAAAGCGUCUGUUUUAUUAGAUUUUGGCGAGGCGUCGAAGACGUGGUUACUGCACCGGAGCCGGUGAUCACUGGGUCGCGGAGGCUAGAUUUGCAAAAAGCUUUGUUCGCGGACGAUGCGCUCCUUCGGAGCGUUCGCCAUUUCCGCGACGAGCUGCUCAAGCAGACCUCCCCAAUGUCACUGUCUGCCUUCCUUUCGGUGAUAGACUGCUGCAGCAAGAGCAGCGACCUGACGGAAUUUUGGUCGCGUGUUCGCGAAAAUUCCCAUCGCACUUUUUCCGAGGGAGACAUUGAGGUAGCCAACGUCUCCGACAUGAUUUUUGGCCACUUGUGCCAACGUUUCAGCUACCGUUCACAGGGAAUCGGGGACCUCCGCACGAUAUCUACGUGCACCGCAUUUGAAAGCGAUGAGGACUCGGAACCCGUGCACUCUUCCCGAUCCUUCAUGAGCAGCAUUGCGUCGUGUCGCAGCACUGCCUCGUCUGAGGAACGUUAUCGCCAAUUACUUGAAAACCUGGACGUUUGUCUUCCCGAGAUAUACAACCGAUUCUGCGAGCGCAUCGACGAGUUGACGACUCAGCGGCAGCAGCUGGAAGCUGAGUGCGAAAGCAGGGAGAAGCAGCUGGACGAGCUGCGCUCCGAGUUCGAUCAGGGCAGACUAGAGCUUCAGUCGCGGUGUGAUCAUCUGGUGGAAAGCAACUCAAUGUUGCAGCGUCAGACGGAGUCCCAGGAGCUCGAAUUAGACAGCUACCGCAUACAGGUGAUGAACCUCAAGCGCCGUCUAGACUCAUGUGACUCCGCGAGGUUGGAGGACGAAAUACAGACCGUCCGGAGCCAGUGCGCGAAUCUGGAGAAAAUGAACGUCGAUUUACGUCGUUCGCUGGAUGAAGCCGAGGCACGCUGCGCUCCCACACCUUCCGACCAUCGUGAUCGCACUGAUGUGUGUGUCGGCGACGACACCGAAUACAUUGGGCCAACCACGCUAAACGUAUCUCCUGAGGAUGCAUGGCAUGCCUCCGAAGAACGUGCAACAAUGUUGAAGGAGCUUCAACAAUAUCGCACAGAGAAUGCAGAGCUUUCAAAAGCGUUUGAAGACAUGGUGAAACGGGAAAAGGAUUUAUCACGUGAUCUGGCGGCCGCUUUGCUAGACAACGAGGCGACCGCCGAGCGGCUGAAGUGCUACGUGCCGGCAGACAGUCACGCCGCCGAGCAGCAGGCAUUACAGUCGAAGAUACUGUCACUUGAGACAGAAGUGAGUUCACUGCGUGAGCUCGUGGAGUCCCUCCGAUCUGAGGGGGAAAUCGCCGAGUCAGAGCGUAGCGAGCUGCUACGCGCCAAGUCGGACUUGGAACGGGAUAUAGCGGCAUCGAGGAAAGCCACCGAAGUGGCCGAAACCGCAUUGAAACUGCUGCGCCAGAAGUGCAGCCAACUUGAAGCUGAUGCAGCUGCCACACGGGAUCUAGAAAGGCAGCUGUAUGAAUAUCGCUCCUGCAACUCUGAGCUGCAGGCCAAAAUCGACGAACUAACCAACGAGAACUUGGUUUUGGCAUCCCGCAUAGAGGAUCUGAAUGCUCCUUCAACCCGCCUAAGCGGCAUGACGGGGGCAAUCGAAAACCAGGCCGAAGAUGCUUGCUUCUCUCUUACGCCACGUACGGAUACCUCCGUCGGCGAGGAGCCGGAAGAGCGGAAGCUGGAAGUCCCGUAUACUGGCAAAAUCGGGAUUAACCCCGCCUUGGCGGAGACGCGUCGUCUGAACACGAUGAACGCAAUGAAGUAUGGGCAGUUGAGCGCAGACGACGCCAACAUGCCCCUGUCGUCGGUGCUAGGGAAAGAGGAUUACGGCCCGCUGGUGUACCGUCGCACGUUCGGCUUCCAGCGAUCCAUGACGGUAUUGUCCGACGACAAAGGCAUCGCUCUGCUGCGCGACCCUCGGGACCUGGGCGCAAACGACAGCGACGUCACUCCGCUCUCGGACACCGAGACGUUUGACGUGCUCCAGAGCGCCGCUUCAUAUUUAUCGGAGACCUUCAAUUUUGGUCUAAAAUCUGCCAGGAAGGUCUAG
This is a messenger RNA of Babesia ovata, 2238 nucleotides long. Its product is annotated as viral A-type inclusion protein, putative. Bases 1 to 2238 code for a protein of 745 amino acids. NCBI's taxonomy places the organism in Eukaryota, Apicomplexa, Aconoidasida, Piroplasmida, Babesiidae. The transcript has 2 exons. The record is from RefSeq and is a predicted model, not a curated record.